Messenger RNA from Gadus morhua (Atlantic cod), 1368 nucleotides. RefSeq names its product zona pellucida glycoprotein d (gene zpd). The record is from RefSeq and is a predicted model, not a curated record. Bases 127 to 1326 code for a protein of 399 amino acids. NCBI's taxonomy places the organism in Eukaryota, Metazoa, Chordata, Actinopteri, Gadiformes, Gadidae. The transcript is spliced from 10 exons.
AUUAUAGAGGACCCCAACUCGCUCCGUCUUAAAUCGUGGUAACAAAACACAACAUAUAGAUCUGAUCAUCGAAUAUAAUUCAUUAGAAUAUUAACGUGGAUUUUGAAUAACAUCACCAACUUGCCAAUGGCUAUUAACAGCAUAACGCUGACCCUGGUCCUCUGCGUUCUCCUCGGGCUAGACCGCGGCGGAGCUCUGGGAAUCUGCAGUGUAUCACACUGCAAGGACCCCGCACGGUGCGCGAUGUAUCCGAGCGGAACUGUGUGCAAGUGCACCAAAGGGUUCUAUGGAGAUCAGUGCGAUAAAGACGCCAAACUGAAAGUGCUCUGCGGCAAGGACUUCAUAACGAUGCGAAUGGCUGAGGACUUUUUCAAAUACUAUGAAAUUCCUCUCGACUCCCUGCGUCUGCCCAACAAGUCCUGCCGAGCCCAGAGGGAGGUGAUAGGCGGCGUGCCGUACUACAUGGCCCGGAUAUCCAAAGAGAAGUAUGCUUUGUGUGGAGGCAAGCCGCUGGAGAAAAACAUCACUCACAUCGCCUACUCGUUGACCCUGCUGUCAGCAGCCCAAGUGGUGGGAAACAUCGUGCGUGACCCGGUCAUCAGAAUAGACUACACGUGUGUCUACCCUUACACCCGGAGUGUCAGUCUGGCUUUCCCAGUCAUACCUUUAUCCAGUGAGACGCUGAUGCGUAUGGACGAGAUGGACGCCAAGGUGGAGAUGGCUUUGUACACGGACGCCAACUUCACCUCGGCCUACAGCCACGCCCCCACCAUCCACCUGAGGAACAAGGUGUACGUGGAGGUGAAGGUGACGGAGCCCGAGGAUUUCUUCGUGCUGGGAGUGGACGAGUGCUGGGCCAGCCAGUCCUCUGAGCCCGACGCCACCGGCCAGGCCGUCCACAGCCUGCUCCACAGAGGGUGCGUGACCGACGACACCGUCACCAUUCUGCACCGGAACGCCAGCGCGGGCUCGAGCGAGGGCGGUUCCCUGACGCGCUUCUCCUUCGACAUGUUCCGCUUCGUGUCGGAGCCGCACGACCUCUACCUGCACUGCUCCGUCCAGCUGUGUGAACCCGACGACCACGCCCUCUGCACGCCCAGCUGUAAAUCCAUCAUCAAGCGCGAGGCGCUGAGGGCCGACAACGCUCACGGCCUGCUGUCCUACGGACCAAUCAGAGUAGAGAUGCCCGACCCACCGCAGCCCAUAGGUCUGCUGAAGAUGGUGAUUCUGCCCUUGGCUGGAAUCUGGACCGUGGGCCUCUUCCUCCUCAUCCUCCUCAUCGUCGCCAAGUCAGGCCGCAGGAGGAUAGAAGACCCGGUGCUUUGAAUGUGUCUCGCUGCUGCAAUAAAACGUACACAAUCCACCAGA